Messenger RNA from Macaca mulatta (Rhesus monkey), 732 nucleotides. The record is from RefSeq and is a predicted model, not a curated record. NCBI's taxonomy places the organism in Eukaryota, Metazoa, Chordata, Mammalia, Primates, Cercopithecidae.
UGAUCCACCCGUCUCAGCCUCCCAAAGUGCUGGGAUUACAGGCUUGAGCCACCGCGCCCGGCCCUCGGAUGAUAUUACUUUCAACCCCUGCACCCUGCAAUGCUCUCACCCUGCAACACCGACACCCAGCUGAACCUGACAUGGAACCAGAGGUGCUGGCUGGGGGUGUUCAUUGCUUCUCUUUUCUCCCUUGCCAGACUCAGUAGAGGAAGCUGAGACCGAGCAGCCGCAGGAACAAGGCCAGCUGCGGGCCGUCCAGUGGCUGUGCUACUUCUACAGCGUCAUCAUGCCCAGGAAGGCCCAGUGUGUCAUCUACCACAAGCUCCAGCUCUCCCUGACCCACAAAGUGGCCGACAAGGUGCUGGAGGGGCAGAUCCUGGAGGCCAUCAGUCAGCUCUACCUGUCCCUGGGCACGGAGUGGGCCUACAAAUCCGCUCUGGACUACACCAAACGAAGUCUGGAGAUUUUCAUUGACCUCCAGAGGAAAGAGGAGGCGGCGCAUGCCUGGCUGCAAGCAGGGAAGAUCUAUUACAUCCUGCGGCAGAGCGAGCUGGUGGACCUGUACAUCCAGGUGGCACAGAAUGUGGACCUGUACACAGGCGACCCCAACCUGGGGCUGGAGCUGUUUGAGGCAGCUGGAGACAUCUUCUUCAAUGGGGCCUGGGAGCGGGAGGAAGGCAUGUCCUUCUACCGGGACCAGGCCCUGCCCCUGGAGUGACUACGGGCAACCGC